CAGCAGGACAAUUCUGGCCGGAGGAGGUUUGAUGCAUUAUUUACUCAUCAACAGAGUAACACGAUCUCUGUUUCAUCAACCAGUCAGCGCAGACAGGUGAAGGAGGAGGGGAAAAAAAAACAGGAGCGAAGUGGUAUGACCCUGAAUUAAUUCUAUUUGCAUUAGUGAUGAUGUCUCUGUACACACCCACAGAGUACCCAACAGGUGAUGUGCUGUGAGGCUGCAACUGCUGCUGCUGGACACAUUUCACAGAAAAGGCUGUGUGCUGAAACGAAAACAGAAAGCCGGCGGAUGUGAAUGAUAUGACGGCGCUGCAUGUCAGGAGUCUGCCCAGAUAGGGUGCGGCUCUCUGCAGGUGAGCCGGCAAAGGAAACCCUGCUGGGUCUGAGGAUAAACAACCCCUAAGGACAUAACUGGAGACAAGACAACAAUGAACUGGGGAUUUCUGGAGAACAUUCUCAGUGGGGUGAACAAGUACUCCACUGUCAUUGGCCGGAUCUGGCUCUCUGUGGUCUUCCUGUUCAGGAUCCUGGUGUAUGUGGCAGCAGCCGAGCAGGUCUGGAAAGAUGAACAGAAGGAUUUUAUGUGCAACACAGAGCAGCCCGGAUGCGAGAAUACCUGCUUCGACCACUUCUUCCCCAUCUCCCAGAUUCGUCUCUGGGCUCUGCAGCUCAUCAUGGUGUCUACACCAUCCCUGCUGGUGGCCCUCCAUGUGGCCUAUAGGGAGCGCCGGGAGGCCAAGCACAAGAAAAAGCUCUACGAAGACAAAAGGAGCAUUGACGGGGGUCUUUUCUGCACUUACACCAUCAGCCUGAUCUUUAAGAUAGGCUUUGAAGUGGGCUCCCUGCUGGCUUUUUACUUCCUGUACAAUGGCUUUGGGAUGCCCAUCCUGCUGCAGUGCACCAUGGAGCCCUGCCCCAACACUGUGGACUGCUACAUAGGCCGAGCCACAGAGAAGAAGGUCUUUCUCUACAUCAUGGGCUGCACCUCCAUGCUGUGCAUAGCACUCAACUUUCUGGAGCUCUUCUACAUCAUUUGGAAGUUGCUGUGGAAACACUUCACCAAGCGGUACGUUCCCGUGGAGAAAAGUACUUUAAGGAGGAGCCAGCUUCAUGUUUCCCGUGAAAGCAAGUUCACAUCUGCUGAGCAUUUUGAAAACACAAAGGUCUGCACAACAGAGAACGCAGCUGUCACGGUUGAAAAACCUGCCAGUCCAGUUAUGCAGGGCUGAGGGCGACCGGGAGCUCCUGGUACUAAAGAGAAACCAACGAGUCUCUUUUCAGCCUAAGUAAUUAAAGACCUGUGCGGGUUAUUUUUAUACCACAGCAUGUUUGGAUCAAACAACUUUUUUCCAUUCAGAGGACCAAAUGGAAAUGUGUUACACAAUUUGUUAUCUGCCACUGCUACAGAUCAUCUCUUUCGCUCUUUCUGUAUAUUUUCAGAGUAAAACAAUCUACAGUUAUAUGUUGUCACCGCAGAUACAGCCAAAGCCCAAAUUAGUGAAUAAAUAUUUAAAGACUUUACAUUUCUAAACCACCAGCCUAGUGGGAAAUAUUUUUAAACAUCAGGAAACAUUUCGGCUGCCUCACAUUUGUUAAGAAAUGUCUAUUUUUCACUUAAGUUGCUAGGUUUUCAUUUAUUGUCAUUGACGGCUGAGUUGUAGUACAAGACCUGAACGAACUUGGUUAUUAUUAUAGGAAACUGAAAAUUGCUGAAAAUGCAACAAGUUAUUUAUUCUCCACAGGUCCAUUUAAAUAAAUUACAAUUUCAUUGAAAAGUAAUUUCUUUUCAGCAAGUAAAUUCAAAUAAAUCUUAUGUAUAGAUUUUUUUAUACACAGUGAAAUUUUUAAGGGCUUAUUUCUGUUUAUUCUGGUGAUUACAGCAUCCAGCAAAUGAAAAAAAAUGUAUUUAGUUCCCCAGAUAGAAUAAUAGAAUAUUACAAAAUAUCAUCAACAAAGUUUUUUAUUCUAGACACGCUAUUAAAGCUUGUGUUAUAGCAGCAUCAUGGAGAAGACUGUGGACUUCACAGUUUGCCAGCAGAAAGUCACUGAUAUAUUAAAAUGUCUCAUUUUGCAAAUCUUUUAUAUCUUCAUCCCCAUAUAAGAGUUAACGCUCUGAAGAUUUUCUAGUUUAAUGUUAUGUAGCACAAUUACGAGCAUCUUUUGAAUUUAAAAUUGAUGUGAAAGGUUCAUAUUUCAAAGAGUCCUUAGUCAAAGUGAGGAACUCCAGAUAUACCAUAGAAGACUACUUCAAGUGUAAAAUGAAGCGAGUAAUAUGUGUGGUAAAAUGUGCCCAUUUCCUGACACUUUACUUUUUCUAGAGAAGUUCUAGAUGAUUUUGUGUGAAAUUGGCUUCAUGGUUCUUGGAUUUCGUCAAGAUUCCCAUCUCCAACACUGAUGUCUUCUGUCUUAUGUUUAUGUCUUGCUUCAAAAUUAUGAUCCGUUUUUACAGUUGGGUCCAACUUGGAAGCAGCACCUUAUACAAAGACUAUGAAGCUGCACUUUUGGCCAAUUGACUCCCAUACACCAUGUCUGAUUGUGAUGGCUCAUAAGGCUUUUGUACGUUUGUUGUUGCAAUGUAAUGCAAUGUUCAGAUGGGCCGUAUAGAGGAGAACUGCCUUUUUAUUUAAUUCCAGUUUUCUUUUAGUCAAGACUUUGUUAGAUGGGUUAUUUGUAGUUUUGUAAAUGUUGAUUUCUUGGAGUUAGGUGGUUGUUUUGUUUAUGUUGGCCUGCACUCUCCGUGAAGCAAAGCUAAUCUGUUUCAACGAAAGAUUUUGGCAGAAAAUAAACUUCUUA
Molecule: messenger RNA, 2795 nt
Organism: Fundulus heteroclitus (mummichog)
Lineage: Eukaryota; Metazoa; Chordata; Actinopteri; Cyprinodontiformes; Fundulidae
Product: gap junction beta-7 protein
Exons: 2
Coding region: 431-1231 (266 amino acids)
Biological process (GO): cell communication
Cellular component (GO): connexin complex
Source: RefSeq, a predicted model, not a curated record